Schistosoma mattheei is the source of this 6234-nucleotide messenger RNA. Lineage: Eukaryota; Metazoa; Platyhelminthes; Trematoda; Strigeidida; Schistosomatidae. The record is from the annotation of a GenBank genome assembly.
CACUAGACGCGGGGGGUUCGGCUUCGCCGUUAUAUGUUUCUGCCCAACCUUAGGUGCCGUGUAGUUUUCUUGACUUAUCUUAGUAUGUCUCGGACUAACAAAAGUCAUAGGCCACCGGGUUUGAGAGGAAAAGAGAUAGGUCUUUGGCAUGCUGCUCAAUCGAAAAACCGAUGCAAAGGUGAUUUGGACUACCAGACUAAGUUUGCUCCUAUGCCUCUUGUCGGCCUGAAUCUUCCGAAAAUUCAGUCAGUUAUACAAGAAUUUGUAGAGCCAGUUCCUGAACUCCCCAAAACUAGUAAUGAACAUAUUUCAUCCAUGUGUAAACUCCCAACUCUCAGUACUUCGCAACAAACUCCUGAAGAGGACGAAGCAGAAGAAUUAUUUGGAGAGAUUCGAGAUUGUUUUGAUGUCUCAGUGGGUCCAUGCUCUGAUCCUGAUCAAAUGUUAUUAACAAAAGAAAGCUUGGCUCGAAAUCCAGACAUCGAUCAUGAGCUCUGUCUUUCAAUGCGGAACUGCAUGAGAUCUGCUGCCUACAUGAAAAUGUCAGAAUCCAGGUGUGAACUCCCAGCAUACCAAUUCAAAGAAGAUAUUGUCUCAACUAUUCGAAAUAACCAAGUUGUUAUAAUAAGCGGUGAAACAGGUUGUGGGAAGACUACACAGGUUCCACAGUUUAUUUUGGAAGAUCAGGUCUUAGGUGGAAAUGGGUCUGUUACGCGUAUCAUUGUAACACAACCUCGGCGUAUAAGUGCUGUUUCGGUUGCUGAACGUGUAGCAACUGAAAGAGGACAAUCUAUAGGAUCUUCCGUUGGCUAUCAGGUCCGAUUAGAACGCCUAUAUCCUCAACGUCCUCAUGGAUCUAUCAUGUUUUGUACGACAGGAAUUAUUCUUCAAUGGUUUCGUUCUGAUCCAUUUCUAAAGAAUAUCAGUCAUAUCAUUGUUGAUGAAGUACAUGAACGAGAAUUUUUAUGUGAUUUUCUAUUGUGUAUGCUAAAACGAAUUGCUCCUCUUCGUCCAGAUCUUCGAAUAGUUCUCAUGUCGGCAACAAUCAACGCAGAAAAAUUCGUUGAAUAUUUUGACAAUUGUCCUAAAUUUGAAAUUCCCGGUAGAACCUUCCCAGUGAAGACAUAUUAUUUAGAAGAUGUUUUGAGAGAAACUAAAUUUUGGUUGCCAAAUAAUGCUAUAACCGCUUUAUGCCGUGAUCAAUCACGUACAUUAAAACAGCGUCUUUUAAAAUCUAAUCUUUCAAAAAAAGAAGCUCGUAUAUUAUCGUAUGGAAAAAGCCCUGAAUUCAAUAAGUGGUUGCAUUCAUUAACAGGAUUAUCGUCCAAUGCAAUAGAAAUUUUACGUAGUGUUGGAGAAGAUACCUAUCCUCAAACCGAUCUUAUUGCACAUUCAGUUGAGCAUAUUUUACAGAAUACACAAUCGGGUGCAAUACUUGUUUUUGUUCCAGGUCUUGUCGAAAUAAAAGAUGUAAUCAGAUGUUUACGUGAAUUAAAUCCAAGACGAUAUGAUGAUCGUUAUGGAAGUGUUAGGAUUUAUCCAUUACACUCAAGAAUCCCCACGUCUAGAGAUCGCUCACUGUUCGAACCCUCACCAAAAGAUCAAAGAAAAGUGAUUAUAGCAACUAAUAUCGCUGAAACGAGCAUAACCAUUCAAGACGUAGUUUAUGUGAUUGAUUGUGGUCGUAUCAAAGUGACAGAUUAUGAUCCAAGACAAAACACAUCAACUUUAACUGCGAUCCUGGUUAGCAAAGCCAAUGCAGCUCAGCGUUCUGGAAGAGCUGGCCGCGUACAACCUGGCAUCUGUUAUCAUUUAUUCCCAAGUUAUGUGUACAAUAAUGUUAUGUCAGAUUUCCUACAACCGGAAAUGUUACGUAUCCGUUUAGAAGAUGUGAUUUUAAGAAUAAAAUUGCUAGGCCUUGAUCGUGUAAAGUCUUUUUUAAUCAAUUGUCUUGAUUCUCCUUCUGAAGAUGCUAUCUCAAAAACUUUAAUAUUUCUUAGACAAAUUCAAGCUCUGAAAUUAAUCAAAUCGGAAACAUCGAAUUUUAAUACAUCUCAUUCAAUAAAAUAUCAUGAAAAAAGUCAUAAAGUCAAUCGAAAGUCUCUUCGAGAAUUUUCAGAAGCUGUUAAAAAGGAUGUAAAUGCUGUUGGUGUAGAUUCUUUGGAUUCUAGUUGUAUCCAUUUAGAUUCAACAGAUGAAGAUGAUGAUGAGUUAACUCCUCUUGGUGUACACUUAGCCAAUUUUCCACUGGAUCCACAAUGUGCUAAACUCUUAAUUUUCGGUGCAUUAUUUGGUUGUUUAGAACCAAUUUUAGCUGUCGCUUCGUGCUUAACAUUUCGUGAUCCAUUUGAAGUACCUUUAGAAAAACAACAAGAGGCUGACCGAUGCCGAAUAGAAUUGUCUCAGAAUUCUUUAAGCGACCAUUGGGUAUUUGCUACAGUUAUUCAAAGUUAUCAAGGACUUAAUUCACAAAUGGAACGUAAUCAAUUUUGUCGAAGAUAUUUUCUUAAUGAACGUACUAUAAAGGAUAUUAUUCGACUUAUGAAUGACUAUGCACAAUUGUUAUAUGAACGAAGGUAUAUUGCUACUCCGAAACCUAAUGAUUCGAAUGCAAACUGUAAUCAAUGGAAUAUCAAUCUUUUCCGAGCAAUAAUGUGUGCAGCAUUAUAUCCAAAUAUUGUAAAAGUGGAUCCAAGAUUUACUAAAGAAGGCAAACCUAAAGUACCAGUUAUUAUGGCUUGUCCAUCUGAGGGUAGAGCAAAUAUUCAUCCAUCGUCAGUAAAUAGUAAAAUUCAACCAACUGAGCCUAUAUGGAUGGUCUAUUUUACAAAAACUAAGCUUAAAUCAGGAUCUUGUCCAUCCAUAUUCGACUCAACUGUCAUAUCACUGAGACCUUUGUUAUUUUUCAGCGGUAAUAUAGAAAUAUCAAAGAAUGAUACAAGUCUUUUCACCAUUGAUCAAUGGAUUAAAUUCAGCGGGGAGUUAAAAGUAGUCAAUUUAUUGAAAGUUAGUUGCAAAGUGAUUAAAUCUAUCCUUUCCUAUUGACUGAUUUUUUAAUUAAUGUGUAUUUACAUACAUUAAUUUUACAUAUAAACCCUCGAGUUCAUAUAAAGUAAGGUUCACUGUUACGUAAAGUUACACUUUACUGUGUCAACAGUGAUCCAAUCACUCUUGAGCGCAACACAAUAUAUCAUUUCAUAAUUUUCGGUGACUGAUUAAUUUGAUAAACCAUACAUUCUAGGAACCUAUUAUUUCUCAGGUCUUUUGAAUAAAUACUAAUGCCACUUCUAUGCUUAGUGUUUGAAUAAUAUCCUUGGAUAUUUUUCAAAACUAGCAUUGUGGCUAAAACAGAAUACAAAAACAACUAUGGUUGCAAUAAUAAUUCAUGUACUCUGUCAUACACCCACAAUGCACUAUCAGCAAGUAAAAGUGUAAACUUUCCAAUUUCAUCUGGAAAUCAGGCUAUUUUAUCUUCAUAGAAAUGAAUUCAUACUAGGAAAUGAUAAAAGCACUGUAGCAUAAUUUCUGACUACGGUUCAACUCGUCAUUUUGUAGGGAGUAAGUUUUUGUAAUACAUGUGGUGUUACCGUACGGGAGACAGCUCAGUGAUGACGUCCCAAACUGUGAAGCUGAGUGACGCGGGUUCAAAUCCUUCGAAGCACAUCAUUUCUCCACCAAUUACUGGUGUACGUUGCUGAUAAAUACUAAUCAACAAGAAACCUACAUCCAGAGUUGCUUGCUGGCGAUCCUCAACCAUACAAAAGGAUUUUCUAGUAUAACAUUUUUAAUUAAUGACUACCUAAUGAAGAAAUGGUUUAAAAUGAAUGAGAUGAAAUAUCUUUUUUAAAUGCAGUAGAAGAAUGUAGAUCACACAUUUUUUUAGUGAAAUAUCAUUGUUAUUGUAUUCUAGUAUACUUAUAUAUGAAAAAGUUUAUCGAUAAUUGUACUAUAUAGCAUAGUGAAAAGAAAAAUUAUCAGUAUGUAUUAAGAGUCCUGUCUGGAAAAUAUUGAACUUUGUUUCUGAAAUACGCUUUCCGUUUAUUUAUCCUGAAAAGAAGUCUGAAGAGUUAACUAAAUAUCCAAUAUGUUUUGAUAUCUGUAAAGUAGUAUCUAUUCUUUGAUCAAAAUAAUAGUGCUCACUAGCGAUUAGUUUCAAGACGUUUUAAUGAAAAGUUGUUUCUGGGCGAUUUAAAUCUCGUUGGGAGUGAGAUAGAUAUCGCCAAUAGUACUACCAGUAAACAUAAGCGUUUGACUGAAAACGUAAGAAAAUAAAUUUAAGUUGCCCUACAUAACUUUGUCAAAGUCCAUGGAUCAAACACUAGACUACACUGGUUGAAAUCAGUUUAGGAGCAUGUGUUUUCUCAUGAUGUAAAUAUAUUUUGAGCUUUAAAAAUCUCGAUUCACUGAUGUGAUUAUUCCUUUUUUAUUGAAUUUCUACCCUCUUAGUUUUCUAGUUUUAAAACCACAUUAAAAGUCGAUUUUUAUCGGUGCUUCAUAUACUGCGUGCAUUGGCACAAAGUUAGGUCUACCUACCUACCUUAGCUACUGAUCAUAGUUGUGAUUCCUAUCCUUUCUGGAUGUUCUAUUAUAAUAAUAUGUAUGACAUUUUUACAACUGUAGAUCGAAACAAAAUAUCUCUAGAGUUAGAAGUCGCUGAAGUAAUUGGUUUUCAUGAUCCAGUCAUAUUUUUAUUAACAGAAUAUUACCUACUGUUAUUUUUACCAUAUCGACGACCAAAACUCUAUUGAGAUUCGUUUUCACAUAUAUCAACCAAUGCUGCACCAAAUUAAUGUCAACAUUCCUAAUCAGUCAACUUCGUGUUGGUUGAAGUCUAUCGGUCGGAUUCCUGAAUGGUUCAGCAACUAGUACAUGUUUUUUGGUGUUGCGUUGUUUGGAAUCAAAUUGUAUUAUUUUAUAUACAGUUUUGUUCUUUUUGCAAAAAAGGAAACAUGUUCUGUUUUCUUAGCAAACAUUGAACAACAUAAACGCACUAAAGAGAAUGAAGACUUUCCAGCAAAGGAGAGUUUCUUUAUGGCAAUAUCAUUCUCUUAGACUGUGUAAUUGUAUUUACAGGUAAUUGGUUACAUUUAGUAGCCUGUAGUAAAACAGAAGAGUUAUGAAAUUAUCCAUAGUCAAAUUUACUCAACUAUCGAAUGUAAAAGUCUACAAAACCAAUGUGGUUUUACAUCACUUAAUAAAAUCAUCAAAGAUUAUUGUUAGGAUAGUCGGAAAAAUAUACCAAUAAUUAUCGUGUUAAGUCUAUGGUGUCCUUGGACCUUAAAUGUACAUUUCUUAUUGGUCGAUGUUUAUUUCACUUGUUAAAUAUUUUGUAAAUGUUGUUUCCUAUUUUAUGGUACGAUGUGGUGUGCUUGAUUGGUAUAUAAACAAAGUAUGUCUGAAAUACAACGAUUCAUAGCUCAGAGGCUGUGACUUGUGUUUCUUGACUCAACUGGCUAGGACAGACUGCGAAGCGGGACCAAUCAGGGCACUAGGUCGUCCAUACGUGUUUACGUAUCCACUGUCACAGAGGCGAUCGAUAAAUACGCUGCUUAUCAAACCCUGCAGUCUGCCACACACGCGUUACAACAAUUAUCAAGCAUCGAAUGCGAUAAUCUAUGAGUUGGUGUUAUUUCAAAGUAACUAAAGUCAUCAAAAGUUUGCAAUUCCUAAUGGAUACUCCCUCUUAUAGGAAACAGAUGACAAUUCUUUAUCAAUUUUUUUUAGUCGCAUUUUUUAUAUGCAUUCAUGUCGAAAUUUCUUUUAGGAUUUACGGAAAUGCAUGGAUGGACUGUUGGAACAGAAGUUUAAAAGUCCUAGCGUGGUUAACUGGGAUAGAACAAAUAAGGAAGGACGACUCCUUCAAACUAUUGUGGAUCUAUUAACAAGUGAACCCCCGCCAGCUGUUCAAGUUGAGAAAUUAAACUUAAAAACAUUCUCCCUAGGCAUCCAUAAAUAGUUAUUCGCACCACUAACAACCCUGUAGAUAUAUGUUUUAACAAUUCUGUUUGUUAAUGACUUAAAAUAAAUCUUGUCUAUCAAGAAAAAUAACUUUUCGAUCCGUUGAUUUGUGCAUUGUGAGUUCGAUUACUUAACAUUCAACAGGCUUAUGUAUUUUUGCACAGAGAACUAAUGUUGAUACCCUAUAUACAGAAAACUUCCAAAAUCAAACAAGUUAUCAUCGUGUGCAAGAGAAAAGUUGUUUAUUUAUGACUCGUGUAAAUUCUUCUACAGUCG